Molecule: messenger RNA, 650 nt
Organism: Pseudonaja textilis
Lineage: Eukaryota; Metazoa; Chordata; Lepidosauria; Squamata; Elapidae
Source: RefSeq, a predicted model, not a curated record
GGUCGCGGGCGCUGCCGCCAUGGCGACCUCCUCCGGCAACUUAAACGCCGUGAGGGAAACGAUGGACGUGCUGAUGGAGAUCUCUCGGCUGCUCAACACCGGCCUGGACGCCGAGACGCUCUCCAUCUGCGUGCGGCUGUGCGAGCAGGGCAUCAACCCGGAGGCCUUGUCCGCUGUCAUCCGGGAGCUGCGCAAGGCCUCCGAGGCCCUGAAGGCUGCUGACAAUAUGACAAGUUAAAUCAGGAGAAGAUUUUUUUUUUUUCACUGACAUGAAGCUCCUGAGAAUUAGAAGAUUUUGCCUUUUAUUCCUAGAAGAUUUUUGUUGAAGAUGUUGUGUAAGUUUCUCACAGAUGUAGAAAAUAUAGUGCUUUUUAAAUACUUAAUAACCAACUAUUUUUCAAAAUGCAUUUUGUAUCCUUGCAUAUGUUUUAAAAAUCUUAUGUAUUAACAGACAUUUCUUUUAUUGACCCAGUUGAACCAUGUGCCUCAUAUUUGAUAAAAUGCUGACUAUCGUUCAGAUGUAGCCAAUGGACUUAACAUUAGAAGAUGGACAUCUUCAUGAAGGAGUUCACUACGGUGGAUUAAUUUUUAAAGGUUUAUUUCCUGUAUAUUUCCAAUUUGCUGGCUGUUUUGUAGUUAAAACAAUUGCU